CGAACAUUCCUCCAGCAGAAGGGGUCCGUCGUAUGCCUUCCGAAGUUCAGUCAUUCGGAGACACCGUUUGUUAAUUUAGUUGAAUCACGAAAUCCAUCUCUACUUAAGUAUUGCGAGAAUUUUAUUGCAAAUGACAUUAAGAUUGAAAGCGAACUCCUUUUGCUGACCGGACCUAAUAUGGGCGGAAAGAGUACUCUAAUGCGACAGUUGGGGCUCAUUGUGAUUAUGGCACAGAUGGGUGCUUACGUUCCGGCAAAGGAAUGCACUCUCACUCCUGUGGACCGCAUAUUUACACGUCUCGGCGCUUUUGAUCGCAUCGUUGAGGGCGAGAGUACUUUCUUCGUUGAAUUAAGCGAAACAGCCGUUGUUUUGAAGCACUCGACCAAACAUUCACUCGUUUUAAUCGACGAAUUGGGUAUUCAUUGA
Molecule: messenger RNA, 426 nt
Organism: Oppiella nova
Lineage: Eukaryota; Metazoa; Arthropoda; Arachnida; Sarcoptiformes; Oppiidae
Source: the annotation of a GenBank genome assembly